AUGAAGAAAGGUUUGAUCCUCCAGAUUCUUCCAGGUCGGGGUGGCUUGGCGACUGAGGUGCCAGGUUCGGGAGAAAAACCUUCCCCCAUGUGGACCUCGAGUUCGAUGUGGAUGGCAGUGUCACAAAGCUCCAAACGUGUACUCCCUUCGGCGGCAAGUCAAGCACUGGUAGUGGAAACAAUCUGUGAAGACACUGAGCUGACAAAGGGCAUAAGUGUAGUUGGUGGCGUCGUAAUGCAAUUAAAAGCAGAGAGAUGCGUGCCGAAAUUGACUCAGUUUAGCGGAAGCAGGGGCUGGUAUCAGUAUGCUCAUCAGAACUUAAACUGCUAUAACUUCGUUGCGAACGACCGACACACAGGAUGGCAGCAAACCAAGUAG
This is a messenger RNA of Dothidotthia symphoricarpi CBS 119687, 378 nucleotides long. RefSeq lists its product as uncharacterized. The coding region runs from base 1 to 378 and encodes 125 amino acids. The record is from RefSeq and is a predicted model, not a curated record. The transcript has 3 exons. NCBI's taxonomy places the organism in Eukaryota, Fungi, Ascomycota, Dothideomycetes, Pleosporales, Dothidotthiaceae.